GCACAAAACUGAUACUACAAUACUACAGCAACUUCUCACACACAGUAUAUAGUCGCUUGCACACAGUAUGUAUCCCAUUCGCUGGCGGGAUUGGAUCGAUCGAACAACGAGCUGGUAGGUCGUCUGGCACAUUUGCUAGCACAGGCAGACGACAACACGGUCGAAGCCAUUUUUCGGAUGACUUUGGGACAUUUGGCGCCAAAACAGAUGUUACACGUGAAAGAUGGCGAACCAUAAGACCUCCAUGAUAUUCCAUUCUGAAGAUGGCACAAGCCAAGUGUGUUGACGAAGACUUCUCCACUGAUAACGAGCUCGCGAAAGCUCUCACAGAAAGUUUUGUCUCACGUAAGGACGAGAGUGGCGCCGUACAGAACAAGCGCUCCAUUGUCCUGGACGAGGACAACUUCGAGGACACGUUCCUGAGGUGCAUGGUGUGCAGGGACACGUUCACGAUCUCGGAGACGAAGACCCCGAAACUGCUCCCCUGUCACCACUCGUUCUGCGUCCCUUGCAUCCAGCAACUGUACAACACGGAGCAGGAGUACCGCCAGAAUCUGACCCCGGCAUUGCGUGGCAUGCCCACGGCGGUGAGCAUCCACUGCCCCAGCUGUAGAGGCAGCUUCGUCACCACCGAGGAGAAUCUCAAGCAGCUUCCCACGGACCACAGAGUCAUCCAGCUGCUGGACUUUCUGAAGCACACGCAGAGAUACACCGUCAACUUCUGUUCCAAACACGACCUGCAGCCGUUGCACUUCUUCUGCGAGCCGUGCAUCACCCCGGUGUGUCGGGACUGCACCAUCCUCGACCACAAGGAGAGCGAGGCUCAUCUUGUUAUGGACUUGGACGUGGCUCUGCAGAAAUACACGCCCGUGCUAGACAACGCCAUCAUGGAGUUGGACAAGGAGUCGUCUGCGCUUGAGGAGAAAGCCACCGUCCUGCAGACGGCCUCGGAGAACCUCGACAAGGCUCGCUCCGAGCUGCUGGCAAAGAUCGAAGAGACUUUCAGCCGUCUGAGGACGGUUCUGGACAAUCGCCAGAAGGAGCUGGAGGGCGUGGCGGAGUACGAGAUCAACAAGGAGAAGAGCAAGCUGGACGAGAAGCGAGAGCUGCUCAGCGACCGGAGGAAGACGCUAAUGUCCCAGGCCAAGACUCUGCAGAAGGCCAAGGAGGACAAACAGGUGGAGGAGAUGUUCAGCAUCCACCAGGAGGUGCGCGAGUACCGCGCCGGGCCACCGCUCAAGAUCAGGGAGGUGGACGACGGCGUCGUCACGACGUUCUCGUUCAACUCGCGCGACGAACCCAUACUCACUAGUCGCAUCUCCAACUUUGGCGACGUCGGCUCACAGGUCGAGUCCACGUAUCUACGGAACGGAACGAAGACGCGAUAUCCCGGAACAUACCGAUCUCUCAGCAAACGGUGAUAAAUGUUCUAGAAUUUAGUUUCUGUCGUUAAAGCACUGGCGUGAUGAACCGUUUGGCAUUUCCUUUCCUUUUUUUUUCUUUUUUAAAUGUUCAAGUGUCUGAAGUGGAAGACAAAAUUAGCUCCCUUUUCGAAAAGGAGUCUAAGAUAGAACACAAAACACAUUAUUCGUCAAGGACACCGGUCUAAAAUGGGACACAUGACUCCCUGUUUAUGAGGACAAAGGACUCCCUGGACACCGGUGUAGUGCCAGCCCGUUGGUGCUGUUGUGUUUUGUUUUUCGUCUUUCGUUUCGUCUAUAGCGAGUUUGCUUUCAUUGGAGCUACUAUUCAGAUGCAUAAGUGUUAUGAUGUUACAAUUCUAAAUCGUAUACAACUCCACUUAGGUUUCUACAACAAAUAUGGCUUCUUAUCCUGUGCAUAUUAUCACAUGUUUCGUGGAUAGUCGUGUCAUUCUUAAGAAAGCGAAUCUAAUCUUUGGGCGAGGUUAUUUGCAUUUUACUAUAACAUGUACAUUUUAUUUUUAAAGGUGCAUGCUUAUUCUACGGUUUUAUUUGUUUGGCAAGUGGCCAUAUACAUAUACAGCAAUUUCUUCUUAUAGAUGUUUAAUUUUCAUAUAAUUCAGUGAUGCAUUCAACAAUUGGUUGCUUGAGUAACCACGUCUCUAUCUCAUUUCCUUAAUGUAUUUGUGUGUGGAUUUUAGGUUUUUUGUCGUCGGUUUAUUUAUUUUAUUUUUUUUAUUAUUAUUAUUUUUUUUUUUUAAUGGUUUUGUUUUAAGAGUGAGUUUAACAUUUUUGUGAACGAAUUUUCAUCUUUUUCAUUCUCAAUUACGUCAAUACUCACUGCUGAGGGGGAAUUCUGAAUCUUUAAAAAAAAAAACCCCAAAAAACCCCACACAGUCAAAGUAAACGUACUUUGGUAAUUUGUUUUUCGUAGUAUCACCUUUUACUAAGCUAUUAUAUUUUUGGAUCACUGUAAAUAUAUGUGACCGGUUUUUUUUCUUCUGCUUGGAACCUUUGCUGCUUUUUUGUAGCCAGUGUCAUGUGCCUUAUAUAUGAAGCUACUCUGUCAUCCGUUUAACACGUCAGAAGCACGUUCAGGGGGCUAGCGAUUGCGGUCGCUAGCUAAACUGGUUCUUUGCGCCAAACGUUAAAUGAACGUGAUGUGAUAAAAGACGAUGGUACCAGUCAAAUGGUUCGCGAGUGCUCGGCCCUCCUGAACUCGCCCCAGCUAUUAACGUGAUACCACUGUAGUCCCAAGUGUGUGAAUUAGACCACAUUGUGUGUGGUUUACAAUAGUCUGGGUCUUAGUUUAAGGUAAACAAUCAUGUAUUGAUCCUUCCUAGAUAUAAAGUUAUUAGAUGAACAUCAAUUUAGGUCUAAAAACAUUAAUUAAGUUAUUAGAUGAACAACAAUUUAGGUCUAAAAACAUUAAUUAAGAUGAAAAGCUGUUUUUAAUUUUAAAGUUUCUCCUGAAGAAAUAAAUUAUCGGAUUUACUUCACAUUAUGCAGUUGGUAAUCAUAGACAAAAAUAUAAUGUUCAGUGUAUGUUGGAUAACAUAAAUAUGUCGAAUAGACCCAGAUCUAAACCACCUUAUUUUCCUUAUUUUAUUAUAGCCAAAACGACUUAUUUUCCUAUUUUAUUAUAGCCAAAACGACUUAUUUUCCAUACUUUAUUUGCAUGUAAUUAAAUAUUUAUUUGUUUCCCUUUCAAAAAGCUGUUUUCAAAUAGUUAAUUACUCUUUAGUUUCACUGAAAUCGGAAGGCUGAAUACAUUAUUGAUCACAGAUUUGGUGGAAGGGUCACCCGACUGUUGGUGUUGUACGGAAAUUGAUGAUUCCACAAUGCCGUCCUUCACUCCGUUGUGACCCUGUCCGCGUAUUUGUUCUAAUUUCCUUCUGUGUUGUAAACAAUGUAAUAAACAAAAUGUCAGUAUUAA
This is a messenger RNA of Gigantopelta aegis, 3357 nucleotides long. Its product is annotated as tripartite motif-containing protein 2-like. Bases 264 to 1421 code for a protein of 385 amino acids. The transcript is spliced from 3 exons. Gene Ontology annotation, biological process: positive regulation of DNA-templated transcription. The record is from RefSeq and is a predicted model, not a curated record. Gene Ontology annotation, molecular function: zinc ion binding; ubiquitin-protein transferase activity. Lineage: Eukaryota; Metazoa; Mollusca; Gastropoda; Neomphalida; Peltospiridae. Gene Ontology annotation, cellular component: nucleoplasm; chromatin.